CAGUUUUAUCGAGAGAAUGAUGCUUAUAGUACAAGUGGAAAUACUCAAGAGUGCGAAGGACUUGAUUUUGUUCUCGAAAAUUACAACAAGAAAAUCAAAAAUUUACUGCCACCGGGACAACCGUCUGAUGAAACAUGGUUGAAUAUCAAUCAUAAUUUUGAUCUUUUGAGCGACAUACGUAAAAAUGCUUUUAACAAUUUGAAUUUAAAUAAACAAAAUAAUCAGACAAGACAAAAACACAAUUUAUGCAGUGAAAUAGAAAAGUGGCGUGUUCAAGUAAGAAAAAGUGGUGUUUUUAAACAAAAAGAACUAUGUGGUUUGGAUGGUACAGUAUUGAACAAGCGUUACCAACAAUUCCUGACUCAGUCACUGUCAAAUCAAUCAAUAUACUUAAAACGUUAUUCAGAAGAACAUUUUCAUUUAUCAAAUAAGACAUGUGCGGGUCUAGAAUAUAUGAGUGAUAGCGAUGAUGAGUAA
Messenger RNA from Didymodactylos carnosus, 477 nucleotides. Lineage: Eukaryota; Metazoa; Rotifera; Eurotatoria; Philodinida; Philodinidae. The record is from the annotation of a GenBank genome assembly.